AGCCAAUCCAAAUCAACGUGCAAAAUGGCAGGCAAUCAAAGGCGCACGAAAGUGUCGGGUGCUAUGAAAUGGGAUGCUGCUACUGCAAAACAAACAUCUACAGGCCGGAAACCUCUUGGAGAACCUAUGUCUGUCCCACAAGUUCUUGUAAUGGUAGGACUGCACCUGUGCCGUCGUGUGGUGGUGGUUGAACCGCGUGUUAAAGUGCCCCUGUACCUUGGUGUAUUGCUGAUCGGGUCCGUGAUGUGCGACUUCUUCCCCAUUCCGCGUACUUACCUGUCGCGCAAGGACAACGUGUUUAAUACGUAUUUCGUCAAGGUCGCCUGGGGAUGGACACUCAUCACGGUGGGACUGUUCGUAGCCGUCUCAAGUUGGGUAUACUGUUGCGGUGAUCGCGCGCUUGUCAGGCGGCAUUUGAGUCGUCUCGCCGUCGGCACGGCUGCGUGGUUCUUGACGACGAAUUUUUUUGUAGUGUUUGAAACGUACACGGGCCGCUGUACUGUUGAUAAACACGGAACGAGGGAAGCAUGCUUCAGGGCUGGCCAGCGUUGGUUUGGAUUUGACAUUUCGGGCCAUGCGUUUCUGCUCAUUUUCUGCAACCUAAUGAUUGCCGAAGAAGCACGAAGUUUCUGUGGCUGGGAGAGGAUCGGAGACUUGCUUAGAAAUGCGAAGUACGAUGAUGACAGCCCUCUGAAGGAGCUGCCAGCCGAGCAGCUGCGCCUGCUGCAUGACGCGUACCCACGGCUGACGCCAUUUGUGCGCCUGCUGUUCGUGGCUUUGACGUACCUUUCGCUUCUCUGGGAUUUGAUGCUUGUGUGCACAGUGCUAUAUUUUCACAGCAUGGCCCAGAAAAUACUUGGUGGCGUAAUAGGCAUUGUGGAGUGGUACAUGCUGUAUCGCGUCUGGUACACUAUGACUUGGUCUCCGGGCCUUCCUGGAAAAGGACUUUUCAAGUAUCGUGACGUCCAAAGGAAGAAAACGCAAGGGUCUCGGAACUGAGCAGUUGUCUAGUGUUUACGCGUUGACUUACCCUCGUUACAUCAGGUGUGCCUCCAUCAACCGACAUCAUUGGUGACCGGUAUUUAGUAUCAAACCAUCUGGAAGUACGAGUAGGCUUGUGCAAGAAAGACAGUGAAAUGCACAACACGCGGAAGCCUGAAGCGGCCGUAGGUGUUACUGUGAUAAUUGGAAGCGUGUUGCAUUGCUACGUGGAAGUGCUUGUAUUUGUGCACACAUAUCUUGCAACAACGGAAAAAAACAAAACAAAAUUCAGUUCAACAGCUGGUCAACUUUCUCAGUGUUGUUGAACUUGCUUUUGAUGUUUUAAAAAGAAUAUGCUGUUUGUAUACACACCUAUUGACAAACAGGCACCCAUUACAGUACCUGUUUGUUAACUUGCCCGUGUACUUUUUGUGUGCGCUGUAGUUUAACAAUGACAGAAGUUGGUGCUUUAACAGCUGAAGUUUACAGAAGAUGUGUGUGCUUCUUUUCAUUCAUUGGCAGAUCCUUGGCCAUAGUGCCUUGCCUUGGAGAAUUCUGCUUCCAUCACUCAGGGCACCUAUCUGCUGCCUUAAAAAAUUCCGGGCACAAAUUCUCGCUAUGAGAAUAGGCAGUGAUAGAGAUGUAUAGAACAGUGGAUUUUAUGUGGAAGUCCUGGUUCUCUGAACUGAACUUAAUGCUGUCAUGUUAACUACAUCAUACUUGGAGCAGUGGUGUCAUUACUGGAUCAUAAUUUAAUGCUGUCUUUGCAAACUUGUGCUUAGUAUAAAAAAUGUAUGCAGCUUUCUCGUAACUCAGAGCGAGCAUUAGUAAUUGAGCAUUUGUUUUUACAUAAAUUGCAUUUCAUUUGGAGGCAGAAAAGUUUGACGUGUAAUUUAAGAAAAAAAUGCACAUCCAUUAAAAACUAACGUCUGUGGUGUCAUUCAAUGUUGUUAGUGCUGUGGCUCAAGCAGGAGACAGAUUGAAAAGGUAAGCAAUGCUUUCAAUUGUGAUUUUCUCCACGAUAAAGCCAUCUCAUUCUGUGAAACAGGUGCUCAUAUGGUUCUCAAUGUGAUGUACCCAUCAGCGCACUUCGAAAUAUAGAAUGACAAACCCUUUA
Dermacentor andersoni is the source of this 2098-nucleotide messenger RNA. It is a transcript of the gene Fitm, whose product is annotated as acyl-coenzyme A diphosphatase Fitm. Lineage: Eukaryota; Metazoa; Arthropoda; Arachnida; Ixodida; Ixodidae. Gene Ontology annotation, cellular component: endoplasmic reticulum membrane. Gene Ontology annotation, biological process: lipid storage; phospholipid biosynthetic process; lipid droplet organization. The record is from RefSeq and is a predicted model, not a curated record. Gene Ontology annotation, molecular function: coenzyme A diphosphatase activity.